AUGGAAGAUGGGGGUCCCGGGGUGGAGGGGGGGACCCCGCUCACCUCGGCCCUGGGGUUUCCCCAGCAGCGCCAGCAGCUCGGCCUCCAGCUCGGCCGCGUCGGGCUCGGCGCCGGCGUCCAACAGCGGCCGCGGCUGCGGGGACAAGGGACGCGGUCAGGGCACGGCGCCGCCGCGGGGACCGAGGUUCGGCUCCGGCACAGCCGCAACCGGGGAGCCAAGGGUGUGCAGCAACAGCCGGACCCCAAUGGGAACAGCCGGACCCAAACGGGAACAGCCGGACUCGGAUGGGAACAGCUGGACCCAAAUGGGAACAGCCGGACCCCAAAUGGGAACAACCAACCCCCAACAGGAACAAUUGGACCCGGAUGGGAACAAUUGGACCCAAAUGGGAACAGCUGGCCCCAAACGGGAACAGCCGGCCCCAAAUGGGAACAGCCAGACCCCAAAUGGGAACAACCAACCCCCAACAGGAACAAUUGGACCCAGAUGGGAACAAUUGGACCCAAACGGGAACAGCCGGCCCCAAAUGGGAACAGCCGACCCCCAAUAGGAACAGCUGGACCGAAAAAAGAACAGGCGGACCCGGACAGGAAGAGCUGGCCCCCAGCAGGAACAACCGGACCCCAGAGGGAACAGCCGGACCCGGAUGGGAACAACCAGCCCCAAACGGGAACACUCCGCGCUUUACGGCGCCGCUGUCGCAAAAACGCCGCGCCCCGCUCUGCUUUACGGCGCGGCGGGGACUGCAACUCCCAGCGCCCCCCGCGCGGCGCAGGCGCAGAGCGCGCGGUGCGAAAAAGGCGGGAAGGCGUCGGGCGGGCGGGGGCUGAGGUGAAGGCAAAAUGGCGGCGGGGCCGUGAGGGGACGGAGCGCGGGAUCGCCGCCAUUGCGCCUCGCAACCGCGGGCUGCGGGCGCUGCCACGGGGCCCGGGGGUGUGCGCCAAAAUGGGCAAAAGGAGGAGCGGCCGAGCGCCAGGUGAUGGUGACGGUGACGGCCGCGCUGCCAAAACCCGGCCCAGCCCCGGGGACAGCGCGGGGACAACGGGAGCAGAACUGGGGGACGGAACCGGUGCGGAACCGAGGGGUGGAACCGAAGCGGAACUGGAGGACAGAACCGGAGCAGAACCGAGGGAUGGAACCAGAGCAGAAACAAGGGACGGAAUCGGAGCAGAACCAGGGGAUGGAACCGGAGCGGAACCAGGGGAUGGAACCAGAGCAGAAGCAGGGGAUGGAACCGGAGUGGAACCGAGGGAUGGAACCGGAGCGGAACCGAGGGAUGGAACCGGAGUGGAACCAGGGGAUGGAACCGGAGUGAAACCGAGGGAUGGAACCGGAGCGGAACCGGGGCACAGCACCCAAGGGCUGGAUGCAGCGAGUGGAGGAGGUGCAGAGACAAGCCACUUCCAGGACGAAGCAGCGGCAGCCGCCCCCCCGGAGCACGGCACCGCAGAGGGGCACAGCCCCAUGGCACCGCCAGCCCCGUCCCCACGGGAGGGGACGGACGGCAGCGAGCAGCGCCCGGCCCAGCUCAGCCCCACGGCGGGGAACCCGGGGGGCACCCUGCCCCACGGAGCCCCCUCCCCCCACCGCCUGGAAGAACCGGGCCAGGAGGAAGCGGGGCGCGGGGGGGAGCUUGGGGCUGUGGGGCUGGAAGCUGACACCCAGGGGCUGCCCCCCAGCCCGGGCACCGUGGGGACACGGGUGUCACCGGAGCACGAUGCCGCGCCGCAGGGCAACGCCGAGCCGACGCAGGACCCCGCAUCCCCGCAGCCCACGGCUCCAACCCCAGCGCUGCCCAACCCCGAGGAGCCGCACGGCGCCGCUGACACCACGGAGCACGGCCCCGCCGCCGGGGGCGAGGACGCGGGCGAGGUGGUGAGCGGGCUGAUCCGAGAGCUGUCCAACCUCAACCGGCGCGUGAUGGGCGCCCACCGCGACCUGGAGGCGCUGAGGCGGCUGCGCCGGGAACGGCGCCCGGGGACGGCGAGGAAGAGGAUGGAGACCAAGAGGACGGGGACCAAGAGGAUGGAGACCAAGAGGACGGAGAUGAAGAGGACGGAGAUGGAGAGGACGGAGACGGAGGCCGGGCCGAGGCGUUGCCCUGAGGUGUGAGCGUUUAUUGCCGGGCGGCAGCGCCAAUAAAAACGGCU
This is a messenger RNA of Numida meleagris (helmeted guineafowl), 2153 nucleotides long. Its product is annotated as collagen alpha-1(I) chain-like. Gene Ontology annotation, biological process: double-strand break repair involved in meiotic recombination. The transcript has 9 exons. The coding region runs from base 1 to 2115 and encodes 704 amino acids. NCBI's taxonomy places the organism in Eukaryota, Metazoa, Chordata, Aves, Galliformes, Numididae. The record is from RefSeq and is a predicted model, not a curated record.